GUAUUACUUAAUAUAACCUUGAAAAUAAAUAUUACUUUCUAAGCUUUUUGUUAUAAUUUUUUCAGUGGCUAUGAUCUAGAAUAAUCAUGUGUGAAAUAUAUUUGAAGAAUUGUAAGUGAAAGAUUUAGUGACUCUUGUUAAGAAAAAUAGUGUAGAUAUUUAAUAUCACAUGAAUAAAUUAUAAAAUGGCCCAAAGUGCUUGUCUAUUAUCUCGAAUAAUGGCCACUUCUGUAUCUGCUACUGUAAGAGCAGGUAAAAUCAUAAGAGAUGUUAUGACUCAUGGAAGUUUAAAUAUAAUAGAAAAGGGCAAAAAUGAUUUACAAACUGAAGCUGAUCGUUGUGCUCAAAGGUGUAUUAUUGCUUCAUUAAGUCAACAGUUUCCAAAUAUUACUAUUAUUGGUGAAGAGGAACCAUCAAACUGUGAUAUACCAUAUGAUUGGAUUGUAACUGAUGCAGAUCAAGAAAUGUUACAAUUAAAAUUACCAACCCAUUUGGAAAAUAUAGAUCCUAAGGAUGUGUGUAUUUGGGUAGAUCCAUUAGAUGGAACAUCAGAAUAUGCACAAGGCCUUGUAGAACAUGUUACAGUAUUAGUAGGAGUGGCAAUUGGACAUAGAGCAAUUGGAGGUGUAAUUCAUCAACCAUAUUACAAAAAUAAUGAGAAUGAAAUACUAGGACGUACUCUUUGGGGUAUUAAUGGUGUAGGAUUUGGUGGGUUUGCACCAAUUGCUCCACCACAUGGAAAAAUAAUAGUUACAACUACAAGUUCACAUUCAAACAGUAAUGUUCAAGCAGCUAUAAAUGCUUUAUCUCCUGAUGAAGUUUUACAUGUUGGUGGUGCUGGAUAUAAAGUAAUACUUUUAAUGGAAGGAAAAGCUCAUGCUUAUGUAUUUGCUAGUAAUGGUUGUAAAAGAUGGGAUACUUGUGCCCCUGAAGCUAUUCUUCAUGCUAUUGGUGGUACAUUAACUGAUAUUUAUGGAGAGUUCUAUUCUUAUAAUGCAGAAACAAUAUAUUCUAAUGAAAGAGGUGUAUUAGCUACUGCACCUGGUCAGAAUCAUCAAUGGUAUUUGAAUAAUAUACCAUACGAACUAAAGCAAAAAUUAGAACAAUAAUGUAUAUAAUUUUACAGAAAAUAUUUAAUAUAUAUUUAAAUAGGAGAUCA
Molecule: messenger RNA, 1159 nt
Organism: Apis dorsata (giant honeybee)
Lineage: Eukaryota; Metazoa; Arthropoda; Insecta; Hymenoptera; Apidae
Product: 3'(2'),5'-bisphosphate nucleotidase 1
Exons: 4
Coding region: 186-1109 (307 amino acids)
Biological process (GO): phosphatidylinositol phosphate biosynthetic process
Molecular function (GO): 3'(2'),5'-bisphosphate nucleotidase activity
Source: RefSeq, a predicted model, not a curated record